Molecule: messenger RNA, 11117 nt
Organism: Paramormyrops kingsleyae
Lineage: Eukaryota; Metazoa; Chordata; Actinopteri; Osteoglossiformes; Mormyridae
Gene: dmxl2
Product: Dmx-like 2
Biological process (GO): vacuolar acidification
Cellular component (GO): RAVE complex
Molecular function (GO): protein binding
Source: RefSeq, a predicted model, not a curated record
GUGACUGUAAAAGCAAUUCCCGGCUGAGGCGUCUCUGACUGAAGCGCAGACAGUUAUCCUGGCCGCAUAAAAUACGCGUUUAAUGGUGUAUUUAGAUGACUUUAUAUAUCCGGAUUUUUAACACAGCUCGCAGGCGUUUGACUGCUGAUUUUCGGUUGCAUUGUUGUGCUGGCUCUAGAAAUCGUACAUCUAUGGCCGAGGUCGGAGGCGCCGUGCCUGGGAAUGCCGUGCCCGCGCAUGCUAACGCCGCUGCAGAGAUCCGUUUGUCCACGGAGGGGAAGCGAUAAUCCGAGUGUUUGUUGAUACGGCACGGAGGCGAGAGGACAGUAAGGUACAUCCGAGUUUCGGGACUGGCAACAGUAGCUCGUCCAACAUUUAUCCACGUCGGCAUGAAAUAAAAACGGAGAGGAGCGUGUUUUUUCAGCAAGCGAGCUCCGUGACAGGCCAGAGACCGAUGGGAUUGCUCUCUAACAGCGCACCUAGAUGGGGAGACGGGAAGGGUGGACGGGAGUCGGCGCUGUGAAUUAUUAAAGACCCACCUCCGGCUAGAAGAAGGAGAAAAUGCAUCUCCACCAGGUGCUGACCGGCGCGGUAAAUCCCGGGGACAGCUGUUACUCGGUGGGAAGCGUCAGCGACAUCCCGUUUACGGCCUAUGGCUCCGGCUGUGACAUCGUCAUAUUGGCCAGCGACUUCGAGUGUGUACAGAUCAUCCCCGGAGCUCAGCAUGGGAAUAUCCAAGUGGGCUGUGUGGAGUGUUCUCACCAUCUGGGCAGAAUCGCCGCGUCCUACGGAAACACCGUGUGCAUCUUUGAGCCUCUGUCCACGGCCCUGAAUAAAAGGCACAGACAACUAAACUAUCAGUGGCAAAAGACGGGACAGUUUUUCCUAAAUGCCAUGACCUACAACUUGGCGUGGGAUCCACAAGGUAACCGGAUCCUUGCUGCGACAGAAUGCCUGCAGCUGUGGGCCCCACCCACCAGCGACACCCUCCUAGAGGAGGAGGAUGGCCAGGUGGCGGAGGAGAAAAUGCACCCGGUGCUUAAUGACUGGAACUGCGUCUGGUACUGCAAGACGGCCGUGCCCGUGAACAUAAUGAAGUGGUCGCCUGAUGGAGAGUACUUCGCUACAGCUGGGAAGGACGACUGCCUGUUGAAGGUGUGGUAUCCCACUACGGCCUGGAGGUCCGCUGUGGUGGUCCCGGACCUGCCCGACAGGAAGAUGGCUGCUGUCCACUUCUCUUUUGUGUACCUGGCUCACCCUCGCGCCGUCGCUGGCUUGUCUUGGAGGAAGACGAGCAAGUACAUGGCCAAGGGCUCGGUCUGCAACGUGCUGCUGACCUCGUGUCAGGACGGCAUCUGCCGCUUGUGGUCGGAGACGCUGCUUCCGGAGGACAGCCUGCUGGGGGGGCACAUCUCGGAGAACGCCACCAGCUUCAGCAGCAGCCUGCCCAAUGCCGGGGGUCAGAAGGAUAAGAUCCAGCACGCUCUGGAGUCCAUCCACCACCUGAAACACCUGCGCCGAGGCCGCAGAAGAUCCUCUGCCUUAGUGGCCCACACAGAGCUCCUGCCCAGCCAGCUAGGGUCGCACGAAGUCCACCGGCACAUCUCUCACCAUGCCAACGCUCUCUGCCACUUCCACAUCUCCGCAAGCAUCAAUCCCAACACUGACGUUCCAUCAGUGUUGGCUGGGUCGGCCUUCUCUGCUGACGAAGCCAAUGGUGGCUUUGUGGUCCAUUGGCUGAACAACAAGGACCUGAGCUUCACCACCUCCAUGGACCUCUUCAUGCAGCAGCUCCGGAAGGUGUCCGAGCAUCACCUGGAACAGGGCGCCUCCGAAGACAUGGAGCAGGACACCCCCCAGGCCAAGUUUGACUUUGACCUCGAUGAGAUGUCUGACAAAGGUUCCUCUGAGCACGAGGAAGGGGAACCGGACGGGAGCACCAAGGCUUCCUCACCUGGGUCCAGCAGCAGCGCUCCAUUACCUGCAGUGCUUCUGGACAGGAAGAUGGAGGCUCUCAAUCUGGAGUGGAACAAGAGCCCAGACAUGCUUUUCACCAUCCACCCCAUUGAUGGCUCCUUCCUGGUGUGGCAUGUUAAGUACCUGGAUGAGUACAUCCCUGGGAUUUUCAGGCAGGUCCAGGUGUCCUUCUCGUCCCGCAUUCCUGUGGCAUUUCCCACCGGUGACGCCAACUCCCUCAGCAAGAACAUCAUGAUGUAUGCCUGCACCUUCUCGGAGCUGGAGAGCAAUGGUGCACUGGACCAGGAUAGGCAGGCCAAACGCAUCCGCGGGGGUCCCUCUGCCACGGGCUGCUCCCCGGCCCCCAUCAUCGGCCCAGCCGUCAUGAUGGUGUCCAAGCACGUCGAUGGCUCCCUCAAUCAGUGGGCGGUCACCUUCGCUGAGAGGUCGGCCUUUGCCUCGGUCAUGACCGUGUCACACAAGUUCCGCUACUGCGGGCACCGGUUCCACCUGAAUGACCAGGCGUGCCACACGGUGCUGCCACUGCUGCUGACGUCUUCGCACCACAACGCCCUGCGCACACCCACCACAGACAGCUCCUGGGACUCUGAGAAAGAUCUGGACGUCCUUCCGGCCAUCAAGCCUGCGAAGGGUUUCUCCAGAAAGCAGCUGAAGAAUGCGGCUACGCGCACCUUCCACGACCCUAACGCCAUCUACAGCGAGCUGAUCCUGUGGCGCGUGGACCACAUCGGGCCGCUGUCCUGCACGGGCGGCGUGUCAGAGCUGGCCAGGAUCAACUCGCUCCAUACCUCCGCUUUCUCCAAUGUGGCCUGGCUGCCCACGCUCAUCCCCAGCACUGUCCUCGGCACCUACUGCAAUUCAGCGAGUGCCUGCUUUGUGGCCUCCGACGGGACCAACCUAAGGCUCUACCAAGCCGUGGUGGACGCGCGCAAGCUGCUCGACGAGCUGUCGGAUCCCGAGACCUCCAAGCUCGUUGGCGAGGUGUUCAACAUUGUCAGCCAGCAGUCCACCGCCCGGCCCGGCUGCAUCAUUGAGCUUGACGCCAUCACCAAUCAGUGUGGGUCCAACACCCAGCUGCUGCACGUCUUCCAGGAGGAUUUCAUCCUGGGGUACAAGCCUCAUGACGAUGACACCCCUGACAUGUUCCCAUGCUUUCCAUCGUCCAACGGAUGCCUGCCCCCUCCUUUCUCAGAAAAGUUCUUCCUGGUGGUUAUCGAGAAGGACGAAAACUGUGACUCGGUGCUACAGAUGUGGCACCUGCAUCUGAAGUCCGUUCAGGCCUGCGUAGAAAACACCAGGCCCCAGACAUUCCAGAACCAGCUGAUGGUCCCCCAGCAGCAGGGCGUCAUGGACUCUUCCCCAGAGACGUCCCCUGGACAGAGUCCACUGCCCCGUUCCUCCUCUACUGCCAACCUGCAGUCUGCCAGCAAGCUGAUCCUGGACUCCAGGCUGGUGUACAGCCAGAGGCUGGACCUGCCCACCGGGGUGGAGGUCAUCCGUGCCACGCCCUCUGCAGGGCACCUCAGCUCCUCGUCGAUUUACCCGGUGUGUCUGGCUCCCUACCUGAUUGUGACCGCCUGCUCAGACAGCCGCGUACGCUUCUGGCGCUGUGUCCCAGAGGCGAACCCAGCGGCAGGGGAGCCCGAGGCGAGCCGCAUGUACCGCUGGGAGCCCUGGCUGCUCCUGAACGAGGAGGAGGACGACGACAGUGCCGUGUGCGUAACCGGCCGCCCCGUGGCGGUCAGCUGCUCGUACACAGGCCGCCUGGCGGUGGCCUUCAAGCAGCGAAGCGACAGCUGCGCACCCACAGAGUUCUCCAUGCACGUGUCCAUCUAUGAGUGUGAGUCCACGGGCGGCUCCGAGUGGGUGUUGGAGCAGACCAUCCACCUGGAUGACUUCACCAGGGUAGGCAGCGUGCUGGGUCCCAAGGUCAGCGUGGACAGCAACCUGUUUGUGUACAGCAAGGCCGACCCGUACGCCUGCCGGGACAUCCUUCAGAGCCCAAACAUCAAGCACUUUGUCCACCUGGACUGGCUGUCAAAGGAAGACGGAUCCCACAUCCUUACGGUGGGCGUGGGCUCCAAUAUACUCAUGUACGGUCGCAUCUCGGGCAUCGUCAAUGAGCAGCCAAGCGGCAAGGACGGCAUGGCCGUCAUCACACUGCCUCUGGGUGGCAGCAUCAAGCAGGGCGUCAGGUCCCGGUGGGUGCUGCUCCGCUCCGUGGACCUGGUGUCCUCCGUGGACGGCACGCCCUCGCUACCUGUCUCUCUAUCCUGGGUGCGAGACGGCAUCCUGGUUGUGGGCAUGGACUGCGAGAUGCAUGUCUACGCCCAGUGGAGGCAAGACAAGAAGCCCAGUGACGCAGAGGAGGACAGCCCGUCGGACAGCAUCUUUACCGGGCCCGAGGCCCGAUCCAGGUCCAGGAGCGUCGUGGAGGGCAGCGCGGGCAUUGACGAUGCUUUCCGGACACCUGCCGUCAUCCAGGACGGGGGUCUUUUUGAGGCCGCCCAUGCACUGUCUCCUACGCUGCCCCAGUAUCACCCCACCCAACUCCUGGAGCUGAUGGACCUCGGGAAAGUGCGUCGCGCCAAGGCCAUCUUGUCCCACCUCGUCAAGUGUAUCGCAGGGGAGGUGGCGGUGGUGAGGGACGUGGAGGCGGGAGAGGGCGGGACCAGACGCCACCUGUCCCGCACCAUCAGCGUCAGCGGCAGCACAGCCAAGGACAUCAUUCUAGCUGGCCGGGAGGGGGGGCGUGACUACACAGAGAUCAGUUCCAUUCCACCGCUGCCCCUGUACGCCCUGCUGUCCGCCGACUUGGACACCUCCUAUAAGAGCGUCGAGGAGGCUGCCAAAGGUGCCAAGGGCUCAGACGGCGAUGCCGAGAAAGCGCCCGGGGACCAGUACGCCGACCUGUUCCAGGUGCCGACCGUCACCACUGACGACUUUGUCAGUUUUGCGUCCGAGAAGAAGGAGAAGUCGCGAGUCAUCAACCUGUCCCAGUAUGGCCCAACCUACUUCGGGCCGGAACAUGCCCAGGUACUGUCCAGCCACCUGAUGCACUCCAGCCUGCCGGGCCUCACCCCUCUGGAGCAGAUGUUCCUAGUGGGGCUGGCAGACACUGUGGCCACCACCAGCGCCGAAGUCAGCGGCACCUCGGACAAGCGGUAUGCCGGGGGCGAGGCCCUGGAUGAGUGCGGCCUGCGGUACCUGUUGGCCAUGCGGCUGCACACCUGCCUGCUGACGUCUCUCCCACCUCUCUACAGGAUGCAGCUUCUACACCAAGGUCUGUCUACGUGCCACUUCGCCUGGGCUUUCCACUCCGAAGCGGAGGAGGAGCUCCUGAACAUGAUCCCUGCCAUGCAGAGGGGCGACCCCCAGUGGUCAGAGCUGCGUGCUGUGGGUGUAGGCUGGUGGAUUCGCAACAUCAACACCCUGCGCAGGAUGGUGGAGAAGGUGGGCAAGGCUGCAUUCCAGCGGAACAACGAUCCCUUGGAUGCUGCUAUAUUUUACUUGGCUAUGAAGAAGAAGGCCGUCUUGUGGGGCUUGUUCAGGUCCCAGCAUGAUGAAAAGAUGACCCAGUUCUUCAGCCACAACUUCACGGAGGAUCGGUGGCGAAAGGCGGCCCUGAAGAACGCCUUCUCACUGCUUGGCAAACAGCGUUUCGAGCAGUCCGCCGCCUUCUUUCUGCUGGCCGGCUCACUGAAAGACGCCAUUGAGGUCUGCCUGGAGAAGAUGGAGGACAUCCAGCUGGCCAUGGUCGUAGCCCGUCUGUAUGAGUCUGACUUUGAGAGUUCCUCGACCUGCAAGGGCAUUUUGUACGAGAGGGUCCUUGGCUGCCAGAGAGAUGGUUCUGGGUUCUCCUCCACCAAGCUACACCCUGACCCGUUUCUGCGAAGCAUAGCAUUCUGGAUCAUGAAGGACUACACAAGAGCCCUGGACACCCUGCUGGAGCAGGUACCAAAGGAGGGAGACGAAAGCCAGGACGUGUUGGUGAAGUCCUGCAACCCUGUGGUCUUCAGCUUCUAUAACUACCUUCGCACGCAUCCUCUGCUGAUUCGGCGCCAUUUCGCCUCCCCCGAAGGCACCGUGGCCACUGUGGGCUUGACCUCCGAGAAGAGCGCCGUGGAUGAAAUCAACCUCAUUGAGCGGAAGCUGUUCUUCACCACAGCCAACGCCCAUUUCAAAGUGGGCUGCCCUGUGCUGGCCCUCGAAGUGCUCUCGAAAAUCCCCAAAGUGACUAAGAAGGCGGGGUCCUCCCUCAGUAAAGGAGCAUCCAUGGUGAACAUGAGCUCUGCCCAGGCUAAAGAGAAUGGCGGAAAAUCCAGCGAGGUUGACUGGUCCACGCCUACUUCAGCAGCCCCCGGCUUAGACUGGGGGAGCGGUCUCGAUACCUCGGCUAGCCUGGACUGGAGCCAGCCAUCGGCUGUGGUCGAGGACGAGGGUCUGCUGUUGGAUUGGGGGGACAACAAGGAUGACGAGGAUGAGGAUGAGGAUGGCCUAAUGAUGAAGCCAAAGGCUGAGGAUGAGGAUGGCCUAAUGAUGAAGCCAAAGGCUGAGGAUGAGGAUGGCCUAAUGAUGAAGCCAAAGGCCGAGAAGAGCGCCGAUAAGCCCAAGGUGACACCGCCGAUGAGGCCCCCCAGCCUUCAGCGGGACAACUCGGCCGGGGAGUCUGAGGUAGAUGUAAUCGCGGAGCAGCUAAAGUUCCGGGCGUGCUUGAAGAUCCUGAUGACAGAGCUGCGGACUCUGGCAACGGGCUACGAGGUGGACGGCGGCAAGCUGCGCUUCCAGCUCUACAGCUGGCUGGAGAAGGAGAUUGGUGCCAUGCACCGUAUCUGCAACUAUAAGGUUGAGGCGUCCAAUGAGCAGGAGAAACUGCGGGAGGCCGAAGGGGCAGAGCCCGAGGAGGCGGCGGAGCGGACGGACACGGGCGCCUACGAGCGCCACCAGCUGGAGCGGCGCCGACUGCAGGCUAAGCAGCAGCACGCCGAGAGACGCAAGGCCUGGCUCCAGAAGAACCAGGCACUGCUCCGCAUCUUCCUGAGCUACUGCAGUCUACACGGGGCCAAGGGCGGAGGAGUCACCUCCGUCAGGAUGGAGCUUUUGUUCCUGCUGCAGGAGUCCCAGCAGGAGACCACGGUAAAGCAGCUACAGUCGCCCCUGCCGUUGCCCACCACGCUGCCCCUGCUCUCCGCCAGCAUCGCUCCCACCAAGACGGUCAUCGCCAACCCCGUGCUGCACCUCUGCAACCACAUCCACGACAUCCUGUACACUGUGGCGCAGAUGGACAUGCCUCCACACCCCGACGUCUCCGACGACCGGGUUAACGCGCUGCACACCCUGGCGGCCUCCCUAUCUGCCUGCGUCUAUCAGGCACUGUGUGACAGCCACAGUUACAGCAGCCAGACGGAGGCCAACCAGUUCACAGGGAUGGUGUACCAGGGCCUGCUGCUGAGCGACAGGCGACGGCUUCGCACCGAGAGCAUCGAGGAGCACGCCACACCCAACUCUCCCCCCGCCCAGUGGCCGGGUGUGUCCUCCCUCAUCAACCUGCUGGCGUCAGCACAGGGUGAAGAGCAGCCGCGGCUGAACGUGAUGCUCUGCGAGGCGGUGGUGGCCGUAUACCUGAGCCUGCUUAUUCACGGCCUGGGAACACACUCGGCCAACGAGCUCUUCCGCCUGGCCGCGCACCCACUCAACAACCGCAUGUGGGCUGCAGUCUUUGGGGGCGGAGCCAAACUCAUCAUCAAGCCCAAGAGGCCCCCGGAACCCGCCCCAGUGCCCCCGCCCCCAGCGGAGGACGUGGACAAGCAACGGCGCAGGUUCAACAUGCGGAUGCUGGUCCCUGGUCGGCCUGUCAAGGAGACGCCUGCCACCCCGCCUCCGGUGCCGGCUGAGCGGCCCACCUACCGGGAGAAGUUCAUCCCUCCAGAGCUCAGCAUGUGGGACUACUUUGUGGCUAAGCCCUUCCUGCCCCUGUCCGACAGCGGCGCUUUGUACGAUUCCGACGAGAGCGUGGCCAGCGACGAUGAAGACGAUGACGCCUUCCUGUCCGACACGCAGAUGACGGAACACUCCGACCCCAAUUCAUACAGUUGGGCCCUCAUCCGGUUGGUUAUGGUCAAGUUGGCUCUGCAUAACAUCAAGAGCUUCCUCCCACUAACAGGCCUGGAUUUCACAGAUUUGCCUGUGACGUCACCUUUGGUGAAUGCGAUUCUGAAGACUCUGGAGAACUGGGAGCAGCUGAUUCUGGAGAGGAUGAAUAAGUUUGAUGGGCCGCCACCCAGUUACAUCAACACCUACCCGGCUGACAUCAGCGUGGGGGGCAGUCCGGCUGUCCUCCGGCACAAGGCCAUGCUGGAGCCCGAUAACACACCUUUUAAGACGAAACACCACUUGUCGUUUCCUGUACGGCGUCUGUGGCACUUCUUGGUCAAACAGGAAAUCCUCCAGGAGAUACUGAUCCGCUAUAUCUUCACCAAGAAGCGGAAGCAGACUGAGUUUUUAGAAGACCAUGUGGACCAACUCGCACAAAACUGCGUAACAGGAGGUCGAAAACCCAGCAAGGUGGAGGCGGAUCUCGGCUACCCUGGGGGCAAAGCUAAAGUUAUUCACAAAGAGUCCGACAUUAUCAUGGCCUUUGCCAUCAACAAGGCCAACACCAAUGAAAUCGUGCUGGCCUCCACUCACGACGUGCAGGAGGUCGAUGUCUCCACCCUCUUGGCGGCCCAGCCCUUCACCUGGAUUGGGGAGGAGUUCGACAAAGAGUCCCGCAGCUCUGACGACCUGGAUUACCGCUCCUCCCACACCAACAUUGCCCAGGCCAGCUCGGCUCCCUUUGCUCCAGCUCAGGUGCCCGUCUCCUCCUCCAUGCCGUGGCUGGGCAGCGGCCAGACCAGCACCGGCGGCAGCGUGAUCAUGAAGAGGAACCUGAACAAUGUGAAACGAAUGACUUCCCACCCAAUUUUCCAGUACUACAUGACGGGCGCUCAGGACGGCAGCGUGCGCAUGUUCGAGUGGAGCCGGCCCCAGCAGCUGCUGUGCUUCCGGCAGGCUGGGAACGCCAGGGUCACACGACUCUACUUCAACUCCCAGGGAAACAAGUGUGGCGUCGCAGAUGGUGAGGGGUUUCUAAGCCUUUGGCAAGUCAACCAGACGUCUUCAAAUCCCAAACCUUAUUUGAACUGGCAGUGCCACUCCAAAGCUUGCGGUGACUUUGCCUUUAUAACCUCAUCCAGCCUCAUUGCCACCGCCGGCCAAUCCAACGACAGCAGAAACGUGUGCUUGUGGGAUACUCUUAUCUCGCCCAGUAAUUCCUUGAUCCAUGCAUUCCCCUGUCACGAGAACGGCGCCACGGUCCUGCAGUACGCCUCCAAGCAGCAGCUCAUCAUUUCCGGCGGACGGAAGGGCUUUAUCUGCAUCUUCGACAUCCGGCAGCGGCAUCUGCUCCACACCUUCCAGGCCCAUGACUCGGCCAUCAAGGCCCUGGCCAUGGACGCCACGGAGGACUACUUCGUCACGGGAUCGGCGGAGGGCAACAUGAAGGUGUGGAAGCUGACAGGUCACGGGCUGCUUCACUCCUUCAGCACGGAGCACGCCAAGCAGUCCAUCUUCCGCAAUAUUGGAGCCGGCGUCAUGCAGAUCGAGACGAGUCCCGGCAACCGGAUCUUCACCUGCGGCGCCGAUGGCACGCUGAAGAUGCGUGUGCUGUCAGACCGCUACAACAUCCCGGCUAGUAUAUUUGAUAUCUUGUAAAUUGUAAACGGAAAGUGAUAAUAACAGAAGCCUAAUAUGGUAAAACCUGGAAAAACACACGUUCUGCAGCAGUGAUGUCUUAUCGCCUGUGGAUUGUAACAAAGUGAAGCUUACACAAAGUAUUUUUCCCCACAGCCUAAACAAGGAGGCUAUUACACUUGAUUUUAAAGAGGAAUUGCUGCAGUAAAAAUAAAAAUUUAAAAGCUGAAUUUGUUCCAAUCUCUCAUAGAGUGUAUUAAUAGGACAGCUAUGCAUGUACUGUAAUUGUAAAAGCGGUGCAAUCACAGGUUAUUGAUAGUGCUCUGUAAAUGUACUCCAAGCAAAAAUUUAAAAAAAGUGUGUACCUGUUGUCAUUUUGUGCCCACAGCAUCUGUUACCAGCACUGUGGUUCUGUUAAGUGGUUUCCAGUGUGAAUCGAGUUGUCGGAUCUUCAUUUUAUUUUGUUUUUAUUUAUUAUUUAUUUAUUUGCUGCUCAGGCUUCAGAGUUUAGAGGGAAAAAAAUGACAUGUGACCCCUUUACCCCUGUGAAGUAGCCGGCGGUUCUAACCUAGAGACCAGAGGCUGCCGCUGUCGUGUUCCUGCACUACCAGAGCUGCUGUCAUGGGGCUCCCAGGCUGGUGGGGCUGCUUAGUUAGAGCGCCCUCUUCUGUAAGUCUGGCUCCUAUGUUUCAAAAGCACUAAAGAGGUCAGUUUGACAAGAAACACACGUUUGUGUUCAUUUUGCUGCAAUAGACUUUUUUUUUUUUUUUUUUCCUCUAGUUAAUUUCCUUCCACUGUUUGUUUAACUUAUUGCCUUCGUUAGGAUGUGCUGUGUUUUGCAUAGCUAAAUGGGACAGUGCAACAAUAUGUAGGACGGUGUCAUUUUUUUUUUUAACAAUUUAUCCAUAACGAAGGAACCUUUGCACUCAAAUCUUGGGACAUUAUAAAACUUUAUUUAAAAAUACAAAUGCAAACUAUUACAGCAGAAACUGUUACAUUUGCAAAUGAAUGUCUGGCUCUCUUAGGCCAAAUAGUUUUAAUAUACAUAUAUAAAUAUAUAAAGUACCAAGACAGCUUGUAUAAACAUUAAAGCAUUUUCUUUAUUAUUUUAUUUGUAUCAUACGAGCUGAAUUAGUUGUACUUUUGGUUAAAUGUAUGGUACUCGUUGGACAGGUUUGUGUUUCUGUCGAGAACUGUUGGAAGCCGUGGCCCAAGCUGUGUUUAAUUGUUCAACCAAAAUGUACUUUCCCUUCCUGUCUGUCGUGUACCUUGAGCUCCUGCUGCUCUCGCCCAUGGGGAAGAAUCACACGAAAGCCGGGAGACCUCGGUAGUCUGUGAACCUGCUGGUAGUCCUAUCACCAUAAAUGUUUUACCUUUGUAAGUUGAAUAAAUUCUUUUUAUCUCAUGAA